CGCGGGAGCAGGGAGCGACGCCGCUUGCUCCGGCCCGUCCCCCCGCGAGGGCUGCCCUGCGCCUCCCCACCCCGCUCUUCCAGGGCGCGGGCCGAGGGGGGCGGGCCGGGCCGGGCGCGGCCCGCAUAAAAGGCGCCUGCGGGGCACGUGCGGCGGAGAGCCGCGGGACGAUGCUGGGCGCGCGGGCGGCGGCGCCGGGGGCCGGCGGGGCGGAGAAGGUGAAGCGGCCCAUGAACGCCUUCAUGGUGUGGUCGCGGGCGCAGCGGCGGAGGAUGGCCCAGGAGCACCCCAAGAUGCACAACUCGGAGAUCUCCAAGCGCCUCGGCGCCGCCUGGAAGCGCCUCCCCGACGCCGAGAAGCGGCCCUUCGUCGACGAGGCCAAGCGGCUCCGCGCCAGCCACAUGCGCGACCACCCCGACUACAAGUACCGGCCGCGGCGCAAGGGCCGCCCGCCCGCCGCGGGAGGGCCGCGCUGGGCCCCGGGCGCGGCAGCCUGCCCCGCCGCCCGCGACGAGCUGCCCGGGGCCUGCGGGGCCGCCGGCGUCGCGCCCUACAGCAGUCUGGCCUGCAGCCCACCGUCUACUGGGGUGACCGCAAUGGUGAAUCAAGAUGGGGCUCAGCUCCAUCCCCUCGGCGACUUCCAGGACACGCUGGCUGCUUACGGGCUGCAGAGCAGCGAGGUGGCCGAUGGGGCAGCUGCCCCACAAAGCUACUGCCCUCCUCCGCGUCACUACCAGCCGCUGGGCUUCAGCACCACGGUGCCCCUCAGACAUCUCUGACGCCAGAGAGAGAGGGGGACGGUGGCAGGGGACGGUGGCUCGAGGGCUCUUGGAGAGGAGUACCGCGAAAAAUGGUUUGGAUGAAGAAAACGAAGGGGGGAAAGGCAGUACCUGGUGAAAGGGAGAGACUCCAGGCCCCGGAGCAGGAAGAGGGGAGUAGCCCCUGCCUGCAGCCCAGGGGGAAGGCGGCGUUUCUCUCGGAUUCUUGGGUAGAGGGGCCCUUGGAAAAGGGAAGCGUAUCUUGUAACUUAAAAAAAAACAACUUUAAAAAAUGAAAAUAAAACUUGUUUG
Messenger RNA from Eublepharis macularius, 1070 nucleotides. RefSeq names its product SRY-box transcription factor 15 (gene SOX15). The record is from RefSeq and is a predicted model, not a curated record. Gene Ontology annotation, biological process: anatomical structure morphogenesis; negative regulation of transcription by RNA polymerase II; cell differentiation. Gene Ontology annotation, molecular function: DNA-binding transcription factor activity, RNA polymerase II-specific; RNA polymerase II cis-regulatory region sequence-specific DNA binding. Lineage: Eukaryota; Metazoa; Chordata; Lepidosauria; Squamata; Eublepharidae. The coding region runs from base 171 to 779 and encodes 202 amino acids. The transcript is spliced from 2 exons.